Molecule: messenger RNA, 2690 nt
Organism: Malus domestica (apple)
Lineage: Eukaryota; Viridiplantae; Streptophyta; Magnoliopsida; Rosales; Rosaceae
Source: RefSeq, a predicted model, not a curated record
UUGGGGCGCCCUUUUUUACUGAACUAGUGUUGAAUUUCCCUCUUCUUUUUUUCCUGCUUGCGAUUACGAACUAGGGAGGGAGGGCCGGCUGCUUGCUUUGUGGACCACCGGUCCUGCCACCGUGGAGGAGAUGUUUCGGUGUGGUGUGAUGUGGUGUUUGUCAAAUAAAUAGUUACUUGCUCUUUGCUAGUCAGUCUGUUUCUGAAUUGAAUUUGAUCAACAAAAGUCAAGUCGUAGUCUGUCUUAAUUAAUGGCUUCGUUACUAUUACUAUCCUGAAAUUAUAUGCAUAUAUAUAUAUAUAUAUAUAUAUAUAUAUAUAAUGCUUUGUUUGGCAAUCUCGCUCUAAAAGGACACCGAGGAUUGGUUUGGAUCAUUUUAUAUAUGAUGAGGAGGAGGAGGAGGAGGAGGCGACAAUUAUAUGUGUAGUGUAGAAUUGUGAGAGUUUCUGUUUUCUUUGAUUCAUGUCGAUUGCGAUUGGUGGGGUGCUGUAGUUGGAUGAUUAUUAUUGUUGUUAGUUUGUUACGCAAGCUGCGAUAGUUUGUAUCGUUUUAUCCUUAUAUCCUUGUGCAUGGUAGCUUGUUUUCUGCUAGAUGUCUAUGCAGAGGCAGUGCUUCAACCUAUUUUUGUGAAGUAAUCGGUGGCCACUAGGAUGCAGGAAAUAUCCUCAGGAGCUCUGUGCAGAGGUUGGGGGUUAAGUUUCUAGAGUGGCUGUUGAGGUGUUGCGGAGAAGCUCUGACACUUCUCAUUUGUGCACAUAAAUCUGGCAUCCUAGUGCAUAGUUGGCUAGAUUUUAGAGCCUUUUUUACUAGGGCACACUCCCCGUCAUGAAUUAUAUUCUUAAUACCUUUUGAGCUUCUUUUGGUCCUAAGCAAGCUAGAUGUCAUCCUAAGUAGGACCUUCUGAAUAGCAUGCCCCCAGCUUAGUCGUACCUGGUCCUUUUAUACUGGCUUAACUCAAGAAUGAUUGUAGCUUGUAGCGGUACACGUGGUGUGCGCUCAUUGGUCACAGUAUGAACCGUUAUCUGGGUUGUAUUCCUUAUUUAGGCCCUGCAGGGGUUGAUGAGCUUUUGGGCAAUAAUUGGUAUGUCUGGUACGCUAGCCCAACAGAGGAGGCUUCCUCUGUGGGUUUCCAAGUCGAGGCUUCACCUACCUCAUUUAAUGCAGGGCGAGAUCGUGCAUAGCUUUCCCGUGUUGGUUUGAGGGGUACUGUCAAAGCGGCUUCCUUCAGUUCGCGUGUAAUAUUCUCAUUGGGCAGUGGAAAUAGGUUUCUACACAGUGUCAAGUGCUUAAACUAAAAGGCCAUAAUGGAGAAAUUAAUUGGAAACAAGAAUGCAGGCUUAUUAAGGUUAGUGGAGGAGAGAUCGUUGACCAAGAAAUUAGAGGAAGAGAAAAAACAACGGCCAGAAGCACAAGCCCCUUACCUCCAUAAAGAUUGUAUAUCAAAUAUCCUUGUGCGACUUCCUCUCGACUCUCUUCAAAGGUCAAGGUUUGUCUGCAAGCCUUGGUAUAACAUAAUUAAAAACCCCAAAUUCAUUGAUGCUCAUCUCCAUCGUACUGAAUCUGUUUUGAUCUUUCUAUCACCAAUUCCAAAGGACAGUUUAUACCCUUAUUCUAAGGCUUCUAUACCACGAGAGAAGCCAAACACUGUCUCGGUUGAACUAAAACUUCUUAAUCCAAACCCUAUCCCCAUUUUCGGCCAUCCUCUCAUAAACUCUCCAAUGUUUUCUGUCCAGUUUCUGGACUUCAAAAAUGAUAAGAGUGAGAUAGGAGAGUACAAUUUAAAAUGUUCGGGCAAGAUCAGAGCCACCUGCAAUGGUCUAAUUUUGCUUGAUAACAUGGUGAAGAAAGGAGGACUAGCAGUCAUGAAUCCUGUGACUAGGAAGCUGAUUGCACUUCCUCUGGGUACUUUAUCUCGUCCACAUCGUGAAUCCUAUGGUUUUAUACUGAAUGAUGUUACAGGUGAAUACAAAGUAGUCCACUUGUUUCGGGAUGAGUUGGGGUUUGACAGCUGUGAGAUUUUGAGUCUUUGGACACAAGCAUGGAGAGAGGUAAAUGGCCCUCCAUUCAGGCUCCUUCGUUGGUUUGGAUAUGCACCUGUUUCAGCCAUUGGAGCUCUUCACUGGAUUCCUCAAGUUGACCGCAGCGAUUACAUAGUAUCUAUGGAAGUUGAGAAGGAGAAGUUUCACCAAAUACCGCUCCCAAAACCCAGCCGAACUCAUGACAUGAUCCUUGAAAUGGGUGGCCUUUUGAGUUUUGUCAUUCAUGAGGGCAUGAACCAUAUCGACAUUUGGAUCUUGAAAGGUUUGUGUGGGGAAGUCUGGACAAAGAAUCACAGUAUCACAGUGGGUUCCGUCAUAGACAUGGUUCCUCUUUUCAGUUUAAGAAUCAAGGGAGAUAUUAUUUUCAAGAGAGACGAAGAUGGCUCGUUGUAUGCUUACAGUUUUCGAGACCAAGAGAUGAGGAAGGUCGACAUGGUAAAUGGAUGUAUCCGGCGGUCUUACAUGCCUCAUGUCAACACCCUCGUUUCAUGGAUGGAAGCAAGUCAGGACAUGUCUGAUGAUUGAUCUUUCAGCAAUGGUGUGUACAUAGAAAACAUGGACUAUCAGCUUAAACUUGAAUCUCCCUUUUGUAUCUUUUAUAUACACUUUGGUUUUACCCCUUAAUCUAUAUUGCUACUAUUUGGGUUGAUC